AUGAAAACAAACAAUACAGACUACUGCGCGGCCUUCUGCACCCCCAGUGUGUCCCAGUCCCCGUACCUGCAGACGGUGGGGGGGGGGGCUCCUGCCCGGCAUCGACGUGCUGUGGACCGGUCCCAAAGUGGUGUCCCACAAGAUCUCCGUGGAGUCCAUCGAGGAGACUACUGCGCGGCCUUCUGCACCCCCAGCGUGUCCCAGUCCCCGUACCUGCAGACGGUGGGGGGGGGGCCCCCUCCCCGGCAUCGACGUGCUGUGGACCGAGGCGUCCUCACGAACCCCAACUGCGAGUUUUACCCGAACUUCGUGGCCAUCCACACGCUGGCGACGUGGUGCAAAGCCCCCGCCGACGGAGGCUCCAGAGACGAGGAAAUGGGUGAGGACGGGGACCCGGGCUACAGCCCCCAGGGAGCCCUGACCCUGGCCCUGACCGACUGGCUGCAGGAGCUGCUGAACCCAGACCAACCCGGAGGCUACCUGAUCCACGAGUCGGCGGCGUGGAGCUCGGGGCUCCGGCGUUGGUUCUUCCUGCCCCGCCGGGCGAGUCACGAUCGCUACGAGGAAGCCGCGGACGAGCGGCGCGCCACCAACCUGCUGCUGUCCUGCCCCGAGGACUUCAGCCGCAUCAGCGCCCGCCGGGUGGGCCCGCUCAGCCCCACGCACGGGUUCUCCUCAUUCAGGUUCAUCCCAGACACAGGGGACCGGCUGGUCCUGGCGCUGAAGUCGGAGGAGGACGCGGGCCGGAUCGCCACCUACAUCACGGCCUUCUCACUGGACGGACGCGUGCUGAUGCCGGAGGAAAAGAUCGGAGACGUGAAGUACGAGGGCCUGGAGUUCAUCUGA
Molecule: messenger RNA, 846 nt
Organism: Menidia menidia (Atlantic silverside)
Lineage: Eukaryota; Metazoa; Chordata; Actinopteri; Atheriniformes; Atherinopsidae
Source: the annotation of a GenBank genome assembly